CCUUUCUAAUAAGAGCCUUUCCUAUUGGCUGGGCCACCAGGCUUAUUGUCCAAUCAGCGUGAGGAAAUCCAGGGCGUGCUGCUCUGUGUUUCAUGGACAAGGAACUAGAAAAUGGUCAAGUGAACGUUCCCCUUAGUAGCUAAGUUAUAAGGUAGUUAUGCGUGUUUUAUCACGGUCAUAAACCCACCCACUUAUAUAGACCUUUAAAAAACGAUUAUUUGGAUUUCUGGAGGACGUCAAGACCGUCUUGUGCGAGCUCAGGAAGGUCCUCCGGUGUACAUGGCACUACAUGCGGCUGCACCAUGAGUGGCGAGCCGGACGCCUUGGCUGUGGUCAACCAGCUCCGAGAUUUAGCCGCUGACCCGUUGAACAGGCGCGCUAUCGUCGAAGAUCAGGGCUGCCUGCCAGGCCUCAUCCUCUUCCUCGAUCACCACAACCCGCAAGUCGUCUACUCGGCACUGCUGGCCGUGCGCUACCUGGCAGAAUGUCGAGCCAACAGGGAGAAGCUGAAGGGCGUUCUGGGAAUGAUGCUGAGUCUGCAGAACGUCAUGCAGAAGAGCACAUCCCCCGGAGAGACCAAACUGUUGGCUUCGGAAAUCUAUGAGAUCCUGCAGAACGCGAGCAACGCUGAGGCCGAACAGGCCGAAGCGGCCGCCUCGUGUCGCCGUAAGGCUCAGUUCUUCCUGGGUUCCACCAACAAGCGGGCCAAGACCGUGGUGCUGCAGAUCGAUGGCUUGGACGACCCGACCCGGAGGAGCCUGUGUGAGGAGGCUUUGCUGAAAAUCCGUGGCGUCAUCAGCUUCACCUUCCAGAUGGCCGUUAAGAGGUGUGUGGUCAGGAUCCGCUCCGACCUGAAGGCCGAGGCUCUGGGAACAGCCAUCGCGUCCACCAAAGUGAUGAAAGCGCAGCAAGUGGUGAAGGGAGAAGACGGUAGUGAGAUGGUAAUCCCGUUGCAGGAGGAUUCGGACGUGGAGGUGGAGCAGAACAUGGACUUGCCGGAGUACCUCCCCGAGGACGAGAGUCCGGCUCAGGAGCAGCACAAGGCCGUGUCUCGCCUAGGCUCCAUACAGGACGGUAUGGGCUGGCUGAACACGGCCGCUAACUUCCUGUCCCGCUCGUUCUACUGGUGACCCCGCGCUGUCACCCCUCCGCACCGAGUGCAGAACACUACCGCAGGCUGCUGCAAACUAACUCCAGUCCACCUAAAGCUCACGUUAGCACCCACGAGACAUCAAGCCAUAGAACAGCAAAGACGGCUUUCACGACGAACGUCUCCUCCGUAGCUGCGCUCUCUCUCUCUCUCUCUCUCUCUCUCUCUCUCACUUACUCGCUCGUUCAGUUUUCCCUUCAGCCAGAAGAUGGUUUUUUUUAAAAAAGACAGUUUGGUCCAGUUUCUCCUCAUGGGUCCAUGUGUGAUACCAAACAGCAUUGGGUAUUUGUGUAUUUCUUUUUAUUUUAUUUUUUUAGGACACUCAGUGCUCUGCCAGGUUGCAUAAUCAUCCUGGCAAUGGAUUUUCAGUUUUGUACGAAGGAACUUUUUCUCCUGCAUGAAGUUUGAGUGCUUGGUUUCCAGUCUUUUUCCUGUGUUUUGCCUUCGUGUCUCACUUCUCGUGUGUUUUACCGCCGUACUCGCUCUUUGCUAAUUUGAAGAAAACCACUCGAAAUUUUCUGCUUUACUCGAUGCCUUUUCCAUCUUCUUUAGCAAGCGCGUGUGUGUGUGACUUUGCAGUGCGUUUUCUUGUUCUCAUCUCAACUUCUGAUGAAACCACAUCCUUAUUCAUAUAUUGGCAUAUACCACCGUAUAGACGGUUAAGGGAACAGGAGAAACACCAGCGAUGGCUGCUGUAGAGUCAUUGACGAGUCAUCGAUGCAUGCAGGAAAUAAGGGAAAAAAUACCCCCCCCGCUAUUGCUACUCGGACUACUAACAGUUUCUCAUGCUACGUGCCAACCGCUGUCGUAAGCGCUCUGAAGAUUAAUGCUAUAGACCUGAUGACUGGAUUCGAGUCGGAAGGCUAGGUUCGUUUGGGAGCUUUCGUUUUCUUGCGUGUACUUUUUCUUUAUCAUCGACUGACUGUAACAUGCGUAUUAGCGGUUUCGAUUACUCCGGUUAUUAAAGCGGUAUAGUCGGAAAUUUCAUCGGGCUUCGUUUGAGCCCGAUGUGAUCGCCAAAAAAAACAAAAAACGCACAAUCAGUGCCUGUUACUCCUGCGUGAUAAUAGAGUAAUGUCUCGAGUAUAUGAACAAAAAGACAAGGGGAAAAAUCACCAACAGUGUUAUUUUAAAUGCAGCAUCAGAUCCACGGAAUAAUCGCUGAAUAUCUCUUGUACUGUUGUGCUUGAGUGAUUUUCUCUUUUUUUUUUUUUCUUUUUUUUAAAAGCAUUUAAAUGAUGUUAGUUUGUCGAGUGAACCGAUUAGUUUUUAGACUGACCCCAGGUAACGUCCGUGACAUCAGGAAGGCCGUUCGAGACCGUAGCACAUGUGUAGAUGUAGAAGCUUCUCCUGUACAGAAUACGUCCGCUGUUACGUGUGUAAAGAAUUUCAGACCAUGGAGUUAUUGCCUGUUCACAGUAACGACAUUAUUAAAUAUAUUAAACACUACAA
Ictalurus furcatus (blue catfish) is the source of this 2602-nucleotide messenger RNA. It is a transcript of the gene armc1, whose product is annotated as armadillo repeat containing 1. The coding region runs from base 303 to 1130 and encodes 275 amino acids. The record is from RefSeq and is a predicted model, not a curated record. The transcript has 7 exons. NCBI's taxonomy places the organism in Eukaryota, Metazoa, Chordata, Actinopteri, Siluriformes, Ictaluridae. Gene Ontology annotation, molecular function: metal ion binding.